GUGGGUGUGUCCCAAAUCGCGUAGUUACCGUCUAUAUAGUAGCCGAGAUACAUGUAUUUUUUCCCCCACUACAUGCCUAUAGUAGGAAAGUAUGCGAUUUGGGACAUAACCGAACUCUCUUGUUCGCCGUAAAACGUAAAACUGCCGUGUGUGAUCGUGUCCUGUCGCAAAAUGCGGUGAAAACUCCCACACGACGUUAAUAUUGUGAUUAAGGUGUUUACAUGUCUAAUGUGACCAAAACAGGAGUACUCCACUUGUCUUAAUUAGAUUAUUGCUUACUUCGAUUAAGACCUUAAUUAUAUUAAGAGCUAGUGAGUCUGACACUCCUAUCUCCUUUCCUGUUUAAGAGAGAGAGCGAAAUUAGAGGCUGGUGAAGGAAGGAAGGAACGGCUGUGUUUAAAGCUGCUGUAACGUAAGGUGGAGGAGAGCGGCGUGGUGGAGAUGGAGCUCCCCGUGCCCAUGAACAUUCGGAUCAGCAACAUCACCUGCGACUCCUUUAAGAUCUGCUGGGACAUGGACCCUCGCACCAAAGAGAAGAUCACGCACUACUUCAUCGACCUGAACAAGAAGGAGAACAAGAACUCCAACAAGUUCAAACACAAGGACGUGCCCACUAAACUGGUUGCCAAGGCCGUGCCGUUGCCGAUGACUGUGCGAGGCCAUUGGUUCCUGAGCCCGAGAACCGAGUACACGGUCGCCGUGCAAACCGCAUCCAAGCAGGGCGACGGAGACUACGCCGUGUCUGAAUGGAGCGAUAUUGUGGAGUUCUGCACUGCAGAUUACUCCCCUGUGCAUCUGACUCAGCUGCUCCAGAAGGCUGAGGUCAUCGCUGGCAGGAUGCUCCCCUUCUCCGUCUUCUACCGCAAUCAGAACCAAGAGUACUUCGACUACUGCAGUAACGCGCAGGGCGGCCGAAUGCUCCCCUCGGUGAAGGACAACAGCGGAAGUCACGGGUCUCCGCUUAGCGGCAAGCUCGAGGGCAUCUUCUUCAGCUGCAACACGGAGUUUAACACAGGUGAGCCACCGCAGGACUCUCCGUACGGCCGCUACCGCUUCCAGAUCAGCGCCGAGGAGCUGUUUGGGCCCGACACGCGCCUCUACUUCGGCGACUUUUACUGCAUGUACACGGCGUACCACUACGUCAUCCUGGUUCUGGCGCCGCGCGGCUCGCCCGGAGACACCUACUGCAGCGAGAGGCUGCCCGAGCUGGACGCCACCAACAACCGCUUCCUGACCCGUGUGUGCGCUGAAGACGGGCGCGUGGAGUUCCGCCACGCGCAGGACGUCAUCCUGGAGAUUAUCUACACCGAGCCUGUAGAGCUGACCCGUGGCACCGUGGCCCAGAUCAGCGGCCAUCAGCUGAUGAGUCUGUCCACCAUCAACGCCAAGAAGGACCCGAGCUGCAAGACGUGCAACAUUAGCGUGGGACGCUAACCCCCCCCCCCGGCCAGGACUUCCUGACCGACUGUGUCCGAUCCACAUAUCACACAAUUGAAAGACACGAAUAUUAGCAUGUACGCUAGCGCAAUCCACAAAUCCUCAAGACCUGCAAACAUUAGCUUGGGAUGUUAGCGCUUGUAGACAAACCGCCAGCUAACACUCGCGCAAACCGAGCUAUCUCCAAAUCUCCAGAACUCCAAUGUCAGCAUGCGUUACUACAGUAACGUGUGGGGUGCCAACACUUCCACUCAAACUCAGUCUGGACCUGCAACAUCAGCAUAUCACGCUAACUCCGGCGCAAAACACGAACUCGACUAACCACUCCUUAGAUCCUACGCCAACAACUAAAGAAAAUGUCACGGCUCCAGAAGAAUUCGGAAACUGUGAAACCGCUCAGUCCUCCGUGCUGUUGGUUUCCAUCACCACAGUGACACGAUCUUACGGUCCCAAAAGAAGCAAAAAAAAAAAAAAAAAAAAAAGUCGUCUCCUGUCCUCUCCGCUGAAUACUUUUUUGGACAAAGAAACAUUCCUGCAUCUGUAGUGUGUAAAGAUUACCACAGGCAGGAAGUUCAUCACGAUUUCCUUUACUGAUUUCCUCUUCGCUCAGAAUGACCAGAAGUCUCGGAGCAGCUCCCGAGCUCGUGGAGGUGAUCUACUCAACGUGUUUCGUAUAAACGUUUCAUUGCCGGGGUUCGUUCCGAGACGGACGAUGCACAUCCGUGAAUGCUCGAAUCUGAUUGGUCAGAAGGUGUGCGGUAUUUUCGUGUAAGAAUGAUAGGUUAAUAUUAACGCGCUAAUUCUUAAUAAUACGUUAUAGUCUCUAUGGUAACAGCACGUACACAGGGACUUGUAUGGCGGCCGCUCCGUAUAACCUGAGUCUAAUAAUAAACGGAUUUAAAAACAGGUUGGGGUUGUUGUUUAGCAAAGGGAGUUUCGGUUAUGCGUUCUGUUUUCUCCGUAAAGUGUCUGUGUGUGUGUGUGUGUGAGAGAGAGAGAGAGAGAGAGAGAUUCUGGUGAGAGAAUGCUUGUUUAUCGCAGCUAUAACGUACUGUAACGUAGAGUAAACAGGACCAGGACGUCUCGCAACAUUAAAUCUAAACCGCUGUAUCUGUUUUCCUGUAACCGCACGGUCUGUGGUGUGUUAUUCCUUACUUACUAGAAAGAGUAAAUCGACCACAUUCCUUUGUACUCCAUUCCUCCGCUGUUUGAAUUUGGACAAUUAAGAGUGAAACACUUCAGAGCGUGCUGUUAAAAUAAAACGCUCAAGGACGUAAAACUUGAGUUGCUGUUACCAUGCAGAAUUGAUUUUUUUAUUAAUUAAAGAACCACACGUCAUACUUAUCCGUUUAGAGUUACAGCUAAUGUCAUGGAACGUCCACGAAACAAGUCAUCUCUUACGUCACAGCAGCUAGAAACAGUCUAACCCUCGGCAGCCUCUCCGUUCUUCCUUUCUCGCUCGUAAAAUAAGACGGGAAGGAAAAAAAAAAAAAAACCCCACGCAGCUUUUCAUGUUACCGAGAAACCGCAAACCUGCUUUUACAGCUUGACCUCUGGCAACGGAGACUCCUUCCCAACACGCUAAAUAAACCUUCACCGUGUUGAGCGUCCAUCAUCCGAGUCCCUGUGUACGCGGUUGCUACUGAUACGAUAACGUUACUGGAACGAGUGAAUUACAGCUGGGAUUACUGUCAUUCAUUGGUUCAUUAAGUCCUUCUGACCAAUCAGAUUUGAGAAUUCAACACAGCUGUGGUGUAGAAAGCUGAAGGGGGGACAUUUGUUAAGGCUUUCUCUCAUGUGUCAUCACAUUUACACUGAAUUAUAUACUCGCAUAUUUUGAACGUUUACCGACGGGAAACUUGGAUCUUUAUCGUAACCGAGUAAAACAUGCCGAACUUCUUGCCUGUGUAAUGUCACAUGCAGUACAGUACGCUACACGCAGAGUGGAUUAGAUCAGGUUAAAAAACGCUGGAGUGUUCCUUUAAACGAAAUCAAAAGUCCUCAGUUCACUUUUCCGCAGCAACACGGCUGAGGAUUUUGCCGAAGACCGAGCGUGACCGUUACUCCAGGGCUAAAACUUCUAUCCGGUGGAUCCAUGGCUGGGCGAUACGUCACGAAUAUCAUAUCACGAUACUCCAGGACAUUUCUACGCUACGCGGUACAUGUCACGAUUAUAUAGCUCGGUGAACGAACUGUCCGCAAAACAGUAGUAAGAUAAACAAACGUUAAACUGAGUGUGACGAUAUUUUCAUUUUUCUUCAAUGCCUACAAAAUUAAAAAUGAAUAAAAAGUCAAAUCAACAGCUUCCAUUCCGUACCGUUUAAUCUGUCAUUAUUAAAAACGUUUUUACAAAAAAAAAAUUAAUAAAUAUAUAAAUCACACGAGACACCAACGAUAUUUCAGAAAAGUGUAUCGCGUAAUCAUUUAUCAAGAUAUUGAUGUUACAAUCGAUAUUUAUCCCCCAGCCCUAGGUGGCGCUGAAACAUGGAUUAACCUCGGUGCGGGAGAAGCUCACUCGCGCCGAAAAUAUCCAAGAAGUGAAAAGGAGAGAGUCCAGCUUUCCUUUCCACAGACGCGUCCUUUAUUUCGAGCGUCAGUUUAUUCACUGACUUUAAUUUUUUUCUAUGAAUUUUUUUUUAAUAGAGACUAGUGUAUUUUUUUGCACAGUAAUCUCAUCGCAGGUCUCCUUUACCCAGUCCUCACUUUUUAUUCGGUUUAUGUUGUUUUUUUUUGUUUGUUUGUUUUUUUGGAAAGCUCAGCAUGUGUAUUUGUGCAUUAGUGUCUGCGCGCGUGUGUGCGCGCGCGUCUGUGUGUGAGAGAUGAUGUGUGCUAGCCGGCCGUGAUUAUUGCGCAUGUUCAUAGUGAAACGUGUUUGACUUACUUACUUUUGCACACCCUCGAAACUGUGCUCUUGUAUGCCAAAGGUCAUACGGUGAGGAGGGAAAAAAAGAAAAGAAAAAAGAAGAAUAAAAAACACGAUUAACUUUUCCGUAAUGUACGAAAUCGAUCCGUCGGGUUGCUAGAGACUGAAGAAAGUGAAUAUCGACGCGAACGAGUGAGAUAGCGAUGAAAAAUGUUGCCAGAUCCUCUCACGAACAAGCAAAAAAAAAAAAAAAAAAUGUGUAAAAUGUCGUCUCACAAAUAUGUAACAAAAUCGGUGGAAUCCAGCCUUAACUGUACAGUAUUAUUAUUAUUAUUAUUAUUAUUAUUAUUAUUAUUAUUAUUGAUGUAAAUGAUCAAAACUCAGCUUGGUGAAAAAUGGCACUGCGCUCACUAGAAGUCCCAGUACGUACAAUAUUGCCCACAAUCCUCUAAGAGAAACAGCCAAGAUGUCAUGACCACACACAUUAGGAAACUAAUCAGCGCUUCGGGGUGGAAACGGACUCGGACACACCUUUAAUCAAAUUCACGUGACGGUACGUGGGCUAGAGAGGGCGUCGUCAUGUCCUCGUUUAAUCCUCUCUCGACCUGUUCUCACUGUGAAAUUAGAGAUUAGAAGUAUACACUCGAUUUGUCCAUCUAGCCUCCGGGUUAAACAAACGCACACGAACCCUGCAACUGAAUAUAAAGUGCUAGAUUUUGAUACGAAGGUGCACGAUCGGUUUUCCUAAAAUCAAAUCGAUUAUACGUACGGCACGUGAUUCAGUCCCUACACACGUACGCGUCACACGUGGCUCACCCAGAAAAUAAGCGAGAUCCGACACGUGUGUGUGUGUGUGUCAGAUUGCGAUUCUAACUCUGGCUGCUUUGAGGUUGUGUGGUGUUUUUCCCAGCAUCCCUUUCAGCAGCCUCAGUCUGUCCUUCAGAACGUUGUAGCGGUCGUAUUCCUCCGCCAUGACCAGACGGUCCUCUCUCUGUGCACGCCUUUAAAAACACACACACACACACAAGAAGGAAGAGAUAUGAAACGGCGCUCAUCUCCGACACCUGACGUCUCCCCGCUACUGCCUUAUACUCCGAUAGCUGUGUACAGUGACGACUCUGACCGAACCUUUAAACACCGUGUACAUAUGUGUACAGGGAAAACAAGCAACUCUGUCUCUCUCAGACUUUCAGACUAAGCUUCUCUCUCACUGUUUGUGUGGAGAGGCUUCACACACACACUACACACUGCUGUAUCCUUUUGGCAGCUGCUGCUGUCAAAGUUUUUUUUUUUUCUUCCCUGUUCUGAGUUUCAUGAUGUCUUUCUGAGAACCAACUGUGACUGUUCAAUAAAGCUCUGUGUGAAUAA
Ictalurus punctatus (channel catfish) is the source of this 5668-nucleotide messenger RNA. It is a transcript of the gene phyhipla, whose product is annotated as phytanoyl-CoA 2-hydroxylase interacting protein-like a. Gene Ontology annotation, cellular component: cytoplasm. Gene Ontology annotation, molecular function: protein binding. The transcript is spliced from 7 exons. Bases 442 to 1434 code for a protein of 330 amino acids. The record is from RefSeq and is a predicted model, not a curated record. NCBI's taxonomy places the organism in Eukaryota, Metazoa, Chordata, Actinopteri, Siluriformes, Ictaluridae.